This is a messenger RNA of Syngnathus typhle (broad-nosed pipefish), 3210 nucleotides long. RefSeq names its product nuclear factor of activated T cells 1 (gene nfatc1). Gene Ontology annotation, biological process: cytokine production; regulation of transcription by RNA polymerase II; calcineurin-NFAT signaling cascade. The record is from RefSeq and is a predicted model, not a curated record. Gene Ontology annotation, molecular function: transcription factor binding; DNA-binding transcription factor activity, RNA polymerase II-specific; RNA polymerase II cis-regulatory region sequence-specific DNA binding. The coding region runs from base 147 to 2516 and encodes 789 amino acids. Gene Ontology annotation, cellular component: transcription regulator complex. The transcript has 10 exons. Lineage: Eukaryota; Metazoa; Chordata; Actinopteri; Syngnathiformes; Syngnathidae.
UCCACAAUCACUCCCACCCACCCUUUUGGAUUCCCCACUUGAGCCGAAAAGGUUUUUACGAAACGAAGGCAAACUGCAACUUUCUUGCUUCUAUGGAUCACGAACCGAGCAAGUUUGGAUCCGAAGCUACACUUUGAUGUCACUUUAUGAUUUUGGGCUUCAAAAAGGAAAUGAUGAAAUCUGCAGAAGAGGACGCAUACGGCUACACGCCCAAUGUCAGCCUCUCCCUCCCGCUGGGCAACCCUUGCCUCACCCCGCAGUACCUGAGCCUCCAGACCAGCCCCGUCAUCUCGAUCUCUGAGGCCCACGUCUUUGACGGCCAGGACGACCUGAGCGCCGCCGGCUACUACCCGGUCCGCCCGAACGGGGCGCCCGCCUUGGAGAGCCCCCGCAUCGAGAUCACCGCCUACGGUCAGUUCCCUGAGGACGAGGUAGAGCAGGACAGGCUCCCCGUGACCAAGCGGGUCAACUCCGUGGUUACGUUGACCCUCCCCAGCGGCGAAGGCUACCGGGAUCCCAGCUGCCUCAGUCCGGCCAGCAGCGUCUCGUCCCGCAGUUGCCAGUCGGAAGCUUCGUCCUACGAGUCGAGCUUCUCGUACAACUACGACCAAUCGCCGCAAAACUCUCCCUGGCAAUCGCCUACGGUGUCCCCCAAGGGUUCCACCCUGGCCCUGCCCAGCAGUUCACCGCGCCACUCCCCGUCCACGUCACCCAGCACCGGCGUGACGGAUGACCCCUUUAUCGGCCGGGGUAGCUCUCGGCCUAACUCCCCUUGUGGUGCCAAGAGGAAGUACAGCUUCAACGGUGGCGGCACGGCGCACAAGCACUACCAGCACACGCCCAUCCACUCCCCGGGGCCAUCGCCCCAAACCUCGCCUCGCCUCAGCGUCACAGAGGAGUCCUGGCUUGCCAACACCAACCAAUACACCAACUCCGCCAUCUUGGCGGCGAUCAAUGCCCUGAGCACGGACGGCGUGGCUGACCUGGUGGAAGGCAUCCCCAUGAAAGCCCGUCGGACCAGCCUCGACCACAGCCCCACCGUCAGCCUCAAGCUGGAACCCGGCGGCGAAGAGCUGCUCCCCGGGGAGCUCUGUCGUGACGAACACCCCUCCAACCGCCUGAAAAAGGAGGCGUACUGCGGAGGUUUUCUUGACGUGCCUCAGCACCAGUACUCCUGGUCCAAACCCAAGCAGUUUGUCAGCCCAUCUCUGCCGGCCUUGGACUGGCAAUUGCCGUCCAGCUCCGGACCGUACAGCCUUCAGAUCGAAGUGCAGCCCAAGUCCCACCACCGGGCCCACUAUGAGACUGAAGGCAGCAGGGGGGCAGUGAAGGCUCUGGGCGGAGGACACCCCAUUGUACAGCUGCACGGCUACGUGUCCAAGGAGCCGCUGACGUUGCAGCUAUUUAUCGGCACGGCGGACGAACGCCUGCUACGGCCGCACGCCUUCUACCAGGUGCACCGCAUCACCGGCAAGACCGUGUCCACGCCCAGCCACGAGGCCGUCUGCAACAACAACACCAAAGUUCUCGAGAUCCCUCUCCUGCCCGACAACAACAUGCGAGCCAUGAUCGACUGCGCCGGGAUUCUGAAACUGCGCAAUUCGGACAUCGAGCUGCGUAAGGGCGAGACUGACAUCGGCCGCAAGAACACACGUGUGCGGAUGGUGUUCCGGGUCCACAUCGGACAGGCCGGCGGCAGGACCGUCUCCCUUCAGGCUGCCUCCAACCCAAUCGAGUGCUCCCAGAGGUCGGCCCAAGAGCUGCCCCUGGUAGACAAGCAGAACCUGGAGACCAGCGCUGCCCCCGGAGGCCAAACCAUGAAAUUGGAUGGGCACAACUUCCAGGCUGACUCUAAGGUGGUGUUUGUGGAGAAGGCUCAAGACGGGCAUCACAUAUGGGAGACCGAAGCCAAAGUGGACCGAGAUGCCUCCAAGCAUAACACACUCCUGGUGGAAAUCCCGCCUUACCGCAACCAGCAUCUCUCCACGCCGGCACAUGUCAACUUUUACGUCUGCAACGGCAAGCGGAAACGGAGUCAGUACCAGCGCUUCACUUACGUGCCUUCCACAGUGCCGACCAUCAAAAGCGAGCCCCGGGACGACUACGACGCCCCUCUGCUGCGGCCCGGCCUCUCGGGGCACCCCAAGACCUACUUCCCGCCUCAGCUGACGUACGGCCAGCAAAGAUCAGCGGCCGAGCCCAACUCGGGCUCCUCGCCGAGCACCAGCCCCAAACUCCACGACUUGUCGCCGCCUCGGCUGCCUCCGCCUUUCCCCGUGCCCCACGUCUCCAUCAUCCAAGAGACCCCCGGCCGCUUUCAGCCGCCGUCCCAGCCGUCCACGCCCGAGGCGCCGUUCUCCCCCGGUGGCAGCCCUACCAAAGGGCCGGAGAGCCCCCGGACGUUGGGCGUCAACAUCAAGCAGGAGCCGCAGGAGCUGGACCAGAUGUACCUUGAUGAUGUCAACGAGAUCAUCAGGAACGACCUGUCCAGCAUCUCGGUCCACAGCCACGCAUAGGACCAUAUAUCCAAAUGACAUUUAGUCCCUUUCAAUUAAAAAAAACAAAAAAAGGACCAAGCAUCACUUUAAGAAGCAUCCAGUGCCUAAUAGGUCAUGUGACUAUACAAAUCGCAAUAUUCAUGAAAAUAAGUGCCUUUCAAUAAGCGCACACUUUCAGUUGGUUUUUAAACGUUCAUGCACUUACUGUACAGUUUGUAAUGUAUUUCUACGCAUUUAGACAAUCGAUUAAAAUGAUUCAGUAUGGCUACCAAAGAACAAAUCAUCUCAAAUCCAGCAAAGCUUGACUUCACAUUGCUGCCAAGACCAAAGAAACAAAAGCUAACCAGCGGCAAUAAUAAUUACAUAGUAAUAUUUGAAUGUUUUUAAGUAAUAUUUGAAGGUUUCUAAUAUUUAUUCAGCUUGCAUGUGCUCUUUGUAUCAAUGUUUACCAUGCAGCCUCUUCCCAUUAGGCUCUUUUUUUUUUUUUUAUACACAUGUAUUUAUGAGUCUUAUUGCAUCUCAUUGGAGUUUGCCAAAGAAUCCUUGUUAAUAGGCCACUUAUUAAUCAAAAAUACUACUUAGAGUUGGAUUUGUAUCUUUGUUACUAAAUCAUGCAAACUGCGCAGAGUAAAUCAUGCUUAGAUCCUUGUUUUUCAUAUGGACAUGGCAACAAUUUGUUCAACACAAUAAAGUACUUUUUUUAGAUACAAAA